Messenger RNA from Parnassius apollo (apollo), 330 nucleotides. Lineage: Eukaryota; Metazoa; Arthropoda; Insecta; Lepidoptera; Papilionidae. The record is from the annotation of a GenBank genome assembly.
AUGAAACCUGAUGGUUCUGAAAAGGAAUUCACACAGGAUACCAGUGGGGUUGGCGAAGAAAAAGAAUCACAGGAAGGUAAAGAAGAUGAAGAUGUGACUAAUUUAGAUUUUGAAGAAAUAUCUGAUGGAGAACUUGAAGAAGAAAGAACACGAGCCGGGUUAGGUGAUGCAUUGGGCGUGGACUGGGCAAGUUUGGGUGCUGAUGCGCGCCGACGCGAACAAUUUCCCCCCUUGGAGGUGCGCGCGAUCGUUGGCGACCUGAAAGGGUACUGGCCCGGCUUGGUCUGUCUUUAUAUAUGGCUGGCAAAGAUGCAGUACAGAGCAUAUUAA